AUGAUAGAUCGCUUAAUUGCCAGGCUAGACAAGGGUGCCCAUGCUAUGCUCCUACCGCCUGGCAUCCCUGGCAGCCUGGUGCUGUCUUCACGGACAAGAGAUCUCACCUACCGUUUCCCAGCCCAGCACUUGUGCCGGAGCAAAGUCCGCUCGCCGUCUAAUGAGAUGAAGGUUGACAUACCGAGCUGUGGCUGCUACCGUAUGACUGGCGGCAUCUCAGUCCAUCUCUCUCCCACCACUUCCCACCACGGGCAGGGCCAUCUCACGCUUCUGCCAUCUCUGCCAUCCGUUGUGCUAGCAGAGGGGCUUCCACAGGCGAUCCAGAAGCUUUGGAGCCCCCAAAACACCACCAACCCAGUGCAGUGGGACCCCCCAGGGCCCAAUGCCGCAAGACAGCCAGAUUCUGGUGGCCCAAGGUGGCCCUCUAUCCACUCAGCCGAUGCGCUGGAGGUCUGGGUCCCCAUUGCGCCUCGCCAGCAUUAUUACGGAUAA
Akanthomyces muscarius is the source of this 492-nucleotide messenger RNA. RefSeq lists its product as uncharacterized. The transcript has 6 exons. The coding region runs from base 1 to 492 and encodes 163 amino acids. NCBI's taxonomy places the organism in Eukaryota, Fungi, Ascomycota, Sordariomycetes, Hypocreales, Cordycipitaceae. The record is from RefSeq and is a predicted model, not a curated record.